CAAGUAAACAAAACCCCGUGUACGCUGUACAAAUAAAAUCCAAAAACAUGAUUUCAAAUGAAAAAGUAUUAAUAUUGUUUGGAACUCAAACUGGAAAUUCUGAAGAUGUUGCUGAUCGAAUUUUGAGGUAUCUUAAACGGAUGCACAUUAAAGCUCAAGUUGUAGAUAUUAAUGAGUACACGGUGACUAAUUUGGUUAAUGAAUCGUUGGUGAUUUUCGUAUGUUCAACUACAGGAAAUGGAGAGUUCCCAGAUAAUAUGAAAUCAUUCUGGAAAUUUUUACUGAGAAAAAAUCUUCCUAGCAAUUCUCUCUGUCAAUUGAAUUUUUGUGUGUUUGGUUUAGGAGAUUCAUCUUAUGAGAAAUUCAAUGUAGUUUCUAAAAAAUUGAACAAACGGUUGAUUCAGCUGGGUGCUACAGAAAUUAUACCAUUGACUCUCGGUGACGAUCAGCACGAAUUGGGAUACGAUGCUGCCUUGGAUCCUUGGCUACUUAAUCUGAAAAAUACAAUACUAUCUUUUUUUACAGUAUCAGACCCACCAAUUCCUGAAGAUGUACCUUUACCACCGAGAUAUAAAGUUAAAUUUUGCAAUGAACUUUUGACAACUGAUGAGUUUCAAUCUACUACUUACAACAGAAAUAAAUCUUUUCCUUUAGCUACUUUAAAGAAAAAUGAAAGAGUUACAGCAGUUGAUCAUUUUCAGGCUGUCCACCAUCUAGAAUUUGAGAUUGAUUCAACUGUUCAUUAUGAUCCUGGUGAUGUUGCAGUUGUUUGGCCCGAAAAUCCACCAGAAGAAGUUGAGGAUUUCUUAUCUUUGUUAAAUGUUCCUUUAGAUACGAAUUUCAUUCUUAUUCCAUCUGAUGUUAAUACUCCUUUACCAAAGAUAAAUCCAUAUCCUUGUACUGUUCGACAGUGUGCAGUAUCCUAUUUCGAUAUUUUGAGUGUUCCACGUAGAUCUUUUUUUGAAGUUUUCCAUCAUUUUAGCCAAGAUGAGUUGGAAAAAGAAAAAUUGGUAGAAUUUACUACUGCUGCUGGCCAAGAAGAAUUGUACGAUUAUUGUAAUAGACCAAGACGCACAAUUCUGGAAGUUCUGAAGGACUUUCCUCAUACUACUCCACAUGUACCUUUUGAUUAUCUUUUUGACAUGAUUCCAUCCAUUAGACCACGAUCAUUUUCUAUAGCAUCUGCAUUAAAAACUCAUCCUCAAGAAUUUCAUUUGCUAGUUGCUGUUGUUCAGUAUAAAACUCGACUGAUGAAAUCACGUCAGGGAUUAUGUUCUAACUGGCUUGCCAAACUGAAGCUUGGUACAAUCAUUCCAUAUUAUAUUAAGAGAGGUUCUAUAGUUUUACCAGAAACUAAUGUACCAAUCAUAAUGGUUGGUCCUGGGACUGGUUGUGCACCAUUUAGAGCAUUUACAGAAGAGCGAGCUAGUGCUGGAGUUGGUGAUAACUACUUAUUUUUUGGUUGUAGAUACAAAACCAAAGAUUUUCUAUUUUCGGAAGUAUGGUUAGAACUUUGUGAAAAGAAGAUGCUAACUAUUUUUACUGCCUUUUCUCGUGACCAAGAUGAAAAAAUAUAUGUCCAGCACAGGAUUGCAGAAAAUGGUCCUCUUAUAUGGGAUUUGAUUCAGAACAAGAAAGGUGUUAUAUAUAUUGCUGGAAAUGCAAAACAAAUGCCAGAAGGUGUAAAAGAUGCAUUUAUGGAAAUAAUUAAAAAGCAAGGAAACUUAAAUGAAGAUGAAAGUGUAAAAUAUUUACAAACUUUAGAACAUAUGAAAAGAUAUCAGAUUGAAACAUGGGCCUAGUGGAAGAAUAUAUUAGAAAAUUAAUUACAGCAUUCUCAGAAAUAAAAUGCUUCUGUUAGUGCUUA
Messenger RNA from Argiope bruennichi, 1867 nucleotides. RefSeq names its product NADPH-dependent diflavin oxidoreductase 1-like. The transcript has a single exon. The record is from RefSeq and is a predicted model, not a curated record. Gene Ontology annotation, cellular component: cytosol. Bases 48 to 1802 code for a protein of 584 amino acids. Gene Ontology annotation, molecular function: FMN binding; NADPH-hemoprotein reductase activity; flavin adenine dinucleotide binding. Lineage: Eukaryota; Metazoa; Arthropoda; Arachnida; Araneae; Araneidae.